Sporothrix schenckii 1099-18 is the source of this 1023-nucleotide messenger RNA. RefSeq names its product putative aldo-keto reductase (AKR13). NCBI's taxonomy places the organism in Eukaryota, Fungi, Ascomycota, Sordariomycetes, Ophiostomatales, Ophiostomataceae. Gene Ontology annotation, cellular component: cytoplasm. The transcript has 4 exons. The record is from RefSeq and is a predicted model, not a curated record. Bases 1 to 1023 code for a protein of 340 amino acids.
AUGUCUGACGUUCCUCUACGCAAGCUGGGGACCAACGGUCCCCUUGUUCCAAGCCUCGGCUUUGGGUGUAUGGGUUUAAGCUCGUCGUAUGGUCCAGUGGACGACGACGAAGCCCGUUUCAAGGUGUUGGACAAGGCUCAUGAGUUGGGCUCCCGCCUGUGGGAUACGUCGGAUGUUUACGGAGACAGCGAGGACCUUUUAGGCAAAUGGUUCAAAUACUCUGGAAAGCGUUGUGAUAUUUUUCUGUGCACAAAGUUCGGCGUCAAGAUCACGGACAAGGUCUACUCUAUGCGCAGCGAUCCCGAAUAUGUCAGAGAAGCGUGCGAGAGAAGUCUUCGUCGCCUUGGCGUCGACAAGAUCGACCUCUACUACUGCCACCGUGUGGAUCUCAAGACGCCUGUCGAGAAGACCAUGGAAGCACUCGUUCAGCUCAAAAGAGAGGGAAAGAUCGGCCAUAUUGGCUUGAGUGAGGUGUCCGCAUCCACGGUUCGUCGAGCACACAAAGUGCAUCCUAUCGCAGCGCUUCAGCUGGAGUACUCGCCCUUCUCACUGGACAUUGAGAGGUCCGACAACAACCUUUUGGAAACUUGUCGUGAGCUGGGUAUUGCUGUGGUUGCGUAUAGCCCACUGGGUCGAGGCUUCUUGACGGGUCAGCUCAAGUCUCCCGACGAUUUUUCCGACAACGACUUUCGCAAGUCUGCUCCCAAGUACAGCAAGAAGAACUGGAACAAGAACAUGGAGUUGGUCUAUCUUUUGGGGUCCAUUGCUAAAGACAAGGGCUGCACGCCGGGACAACUGGCGUUGGCAUGGGUCCUCAAGCAGGGCGAUGAUAUUUUUGCAAUUCCGGGCACCAAGAAAGUCAAAUAUCUUGAAGAAAACAUGGCUUCUCUAAAAGUUACACUGACGGAUGCUGAGGCUAAGACCAUUCGUGACCAGGUUGAGAAGAUUGAGCUGCAAGGCGAGCGCUAUGUAGGCUUCCUAGAGCACUACUCAUUUGGGGAAACGCCUCCAUUGGACGCGUAA